UUUCCCUCUUUGUGUUCAUCUCGUCCGCCACUCGCCAUGGACGAUCUCUCACUAGAGAAAAUCGAGAUUUCGGGUGCAACAUUGGCGUCCCUGAUUCAACGAGCUUCCUCCUCUCCAAGUGACGUCGAUGGCUUGAUCUUCGGCCAAAUCCACCGCAUCGUCUCCUCUAAUCUAUCCGACGAUCCUCCGGCGGAUUCGUUGGCCUCGAGUUCCUCAUCUGAUCAAAUUGUCGCCACCGUUACGAGCUUUGUCUGCUCCGGUAAGACUGUAUCAUUCUAUGAUCCGCUUGGCCGUGUUGACUCGCGUCGAAUCGAUUCCCUCCGAGUCGAUUCGCCGGACCGCCUGAUUGGCUGGUUCUCCGCCCGCCGGAAAACCGCGAACCGUCCCUCAAUGAGAGAGUUAGCCGUCGCUUCAUCUCUGUCAUCUCAAUUUCACUUACCGGUCGAGGAUUUGAAAAACCCUAAAUUGACGAACAUGGCUUCAUGUGUGUUCUUUCUUCUCACUACGCCAUCGAGUGAUCAGUGCAUCCACACGCACGAGUACCGAGGGUACCAGUUCCGGUCCUCCAAACAACGACUGGAGCCGAGAUCCGUUGGUAUAGUCAACAUCGGACCGGCGUUUCGGGGCCAUUACGGUUCGUUUAGACCGAAAUCGGGAUUUCCACCGUUGAUCUGCGAGUUGGAUAGCUCAGCCAUGAUCGUGGAUCGCGAUGAGGGUUCAUUGGGUGCGAAGAAACAAGCAGUGAAGGAUCAGAAGGAGAUCGAUGCGUUGGCAGAGGGUUUACAAGUUGGAGACUUGAAACGUUUGGUUGGAGCCGAAGCUGCAAAUAACACAGGCGGGAUUGAAGAUAUGUAUGAGAAAAUGUUGGCCAAGGUCCAAAGCUUGGCUUCGGAUGUAGAGAAGAGCUCGGAUAGGGUAUUUCAACAGGAGAAGCAUAAUCGGAAGCUGCGAAACCGGAUUGCCAGAAUGGGGCGGUGAAAGCUUCUCUUGGAUUUCUGUUUUUGUUGUUGGCGCCAGGUUUAACUUGUCUCUCCUUCUCCAUUCAACGAACUCAGCUUGUUUGAAGGUUUAUUCACUUACUUGGAACUCUACCUUAAGUGUAUCAUACUUCCCUGAGAUCAGUACUUUGCUAGGCACAAUUGGAACUAUAUGGAGUAGACCUCUUGUAUCUAAACAAUUUUCUAGUUAAACCUCUGCUGGCUAGAUGGAUUGCUUUAUCGCAAGAGAUCUCGUUUCCUUCUA
Messenger RNA from Capsella rubella, 1242 nucleotides. RefSeq names its product BRISC complex subunit Abraxas 2. Gene Ontology annotation, molecular function: polyubiquitin modification-dependent protein binding. Lineage: Eukaryota; Viridiplantae; Streptophyta; Magnoliopsida; Brassicales; Brassicaceae. Gene Ontology annotation, cellular component: nucleus. The coding region runs from base 37 to 978 and encodes 313 amino acids. The transcript is spliced from 2 exons. The record is from RefSeq and is a predicted model, not a curated record.